Molecule: messenger RNA, 3696 nt
Organism: Impatiens glandulifera
Lineage: Eukaryota; Viridiplantae; Streptophyta; Magnoliopsida; Ericales; Balsaminaceae
Product: AP-2 complex subunit alpha-1-like
Exons: 27
Coding region: 246-3287 (1013 amino acids)
Biological process (GO): clathrin-dependent endocytosis; intracellular protein transport
Cellular component (GO): membrane coat; AP-2 adaptor complex
Molecular function (GO): clathrin-cargo adaptor activity
Source: RefSeq, a predicted model, not a curated record
GUUGUUCGAUGGCUUCUCGAACCCAACCAAAACAAGGGAAAAUCUUCAGUCCACCUUCAUCUCUCUUCUUUCUCUCUCUUUAGAUCAUCAACAGUCUCGUCUUCUCACUAAGAAUUUCACAUCGAUCUUCCAACUUUUCUCAUAAACUCGAUCCCAAACGUGAAAACAAGUGAGAUCUAGUGAAGGUAAACACCAGGCAGUCCUGUCCACAGCAGCGGCAUCCUCUCGGUUGGAUCUGAGAGGCGAUGGCGUUGUCAGGUAUGAGAGGUUUAUCUGUUUUCAUCAGCGAUAUUCGGAAUUGUCAAAACAAAGAGCAAGAACGUUUGCGCGUUGAUAAAGAGCUUGGUAAAGUUCGCACUCGUUUCAAAAAUGAGAAGGGUUUGGCGCCAUAUGAGAAGAAGAAAUAUGUUUGGAAAAUGCUUUACAUCUAUAUGCUUGGUUAUGAUGUUGAUUUUGGUCAUAUGGAAGCUGUUUCUUUAAUAUCUGCCCCAAAGUAUCCAGAAAAACAGGUUGGUUACAUUGUAACAUCAUGUUUACUCAAUGAGAAUCAUGAUUUUUUGAGAUUGGCCAUUAAUACAGUCCGCAAUGACAUUAUUGGCCGCAACGAAACUUUUCAGUGCCUCGCACUCACACUGGUUGGUAAUAUUGGUGGUAGAGAGUUUGCUGAAUCCCUAGCUCCAGAUGUUCAGAAAAUUCUUAUAUCAAGUAGUUGCAGACCACUUGUGAGAAAAAAGGCAGCACUAUGUCUUCUUCGCCUGUUUAGAAAAAAUCCUGAUGUUGUCAAUGUAGAUGGCUGGUCAGACCGGAUGGCACAGUUAUUAGAUGAACGUGAUUUGGGUGUUUUGACAUCUUCAAUGAGUCUUUUUGUUUCUUUAGUGUCAAAUAAUUAUGAUGCCUAUUGGAGCUGCUUACCUAAGUGUGUGAAGACAUUGGAAAGACUGGCUAGGAACCAGGAUAUUCCUCAAGAAUACACUUACUAUGGGAUACCAUCACCUUGGCUUCAGGUUAAGACAAUGAGGGCACUUCAGUAUUUCCCAGUCAUUGAAGAUCCCAGCAGCAGAAGAUCAUUGUUUGAGGUUCUGCAAAGGAUUCUCAUGGGAACUGAUGUUGUGAAAAAUGUCAACAAAAACAAUGCAUCCCAUGCAGUUCUCUUUGAAGCCCUUUCUCUUGUCAUGCAUCUGGAUGCGGAAAAGGAAAUGAUGUCUCAAUGUGUUGCAUUGCUUGGGAAAUUUAUAGCUGUUCGUGAGCCUAAUAUUAGAUACCUUGGUCUUGAGAAUAUGUCCAGGAUGUUGAUGGUUACAGAUGUGCAAGACAUUAUCAAAAGACAUCAAGCACAGAUCAUCACCUCAUUAAAGGAUCCAGACAUCAGCAUAAGAAGACGUGCCCUAGAUCUUCUAUAUGGCAUGUGUGAUGUUUCUAAUGCGAAGGACAUAGUUGAAGAAUUAUUGCAGUACCUCAGUACUGCAGAAUUUGUGAUUCGUGAAGAGUUGUCACUAAAAGCUGCCAUUCUUGCGGAGAAAUUUGCCCCCGAUUUAUCAUGGUAUGUGGAUGUGAUCCUUCAGUUGAUUGAUAAAGCAGGUGAUUUUGUUAGUGAUGAUAUAUGGUUUCGUGUUGUGCAAUUCGUUACAAAUAACGAGGACCUGCAGCCUUACGCGGCAGUAAAAGUUAAAGAGUAUCUUGACAAGCCUGCUAUACAUGAGACAAUGGUCAAGGUUGGUGCUUAUAUCCUUGGAGAAUAUAGUCACCUUCUGGCUAGUCGUCCUGGGUUCAGUCCAAGGGAGAUUUUUAAUCUUAUUCAUGAAAAGCUUCCCACUGUUUCGAUUUCAACCAUUCCCAUCCUGCUUUCAUCAUAUGCCAAAAUUUUGAUGCACACUCAACCUCCAGAUCCGGAAUUACAGAAUCAAAUUUGGAUGAUCUUCCGCAAAUAUGAAAGUUGUAUUGAUGUUGAGAUUCAACAAAGAGCUGUUGAAUAUUUUGAGUUGAGUAAGAAGGGUGCAGCUUUAAUGGAUAUAUUGGCUGAAAUGCCAAAAUUUACAGAGCGUCAGUCUGCUCUAAUAAAAAAGGCUGAAGACACCGAGUCUGAUACAGCAGAGCAAAGUGCUAUUAAGAUGCGAACACAACAGCAAGCUUCCAAUGCUUUGGUAGUAACUGAUCAACCCCCUGUUGCGGGAACAGUACCUGUCAGCCAGCUUGGCCUUGUAAAGAUUCCUAGCACAAGCAACACGGAUCAUCGACCAGGAGAUCAGGAACUGACUCAUACCAAUGGGGUGUUAACCAUAGUGGAUCCCCAACCUCUUGAUUCUUCUGCUGAUCUCCUUGGUGAUCUCUUAGGUCCAUUAGCGAUUGAAGGUCCUCCAGAUAACGGUUCCACUUCAGAGCAUAAGAUGAUGUCUCCACAUGAAGGUAUUCCAAGUGAAGAUGCUUUAGCAAUUGCAACUGUUGGUGAGCAGCCAAAUUCUGUCCAGCCAAUUGGAAAUAUUGCUGAAAGAUUUAGUAUUUUGUGCCUCAAGGAUAGUGGUGUGUUAUAUGAGGAUCCUUAUAUUCAGAUUGGUAUCAAGGCAGAAUGGAGGGCACAUCAAGGACGCCUACUGCUUUACAUGGGAAACAAGAAUACUGCACCACUUGUUUCAGUUCAAGCUUUAACGCUCUCCCCCUCUCAUUUGAAGAUAGAGCGCUCGUUAGUGCCUGAUACUAUUCCCCCACGGGCACAGGUGCAAUGCCCGCUUGAGAUUAUCAACCUUCGCCCGAGUAGAGAUGUGGCAGUUCUUGACUUCUCGUACAAGUUUUCUUCGCAUGUUGUUAAUGUCAGACUUCGCCUUCCUGCUGUCCUAAAUAAAUUUCUUCAACCUAUAUCAUUGAAUGGUGAAGAGUUUUUCCUUCAGUGGAGAUCGCUUUCUGGGCCUCCUCUAAAACUUCAAGAAGUGGUUAGAGGUGUAAAACCAAUGCAACUUAAUGAUAUGGCCAACAUAUUCAACAGUUUCAAUGUGAUGGUUCUUCCAGGACUUGAUCCAAAUCCUAAUAAUUUGGUCGCAAGCACAACUUUCUAUUCAGAGACUACACGAGCAAUGCUAGCCUUGGUAAGAAUCGAAACAGACCCAGCUGAUAGAACACAGCUGCGUAUGACCGUUGCUUCAGGAGAUCCCGCCCUUACAUUUGAAUUGAAGGAGUUUAUUAAGGAACAACUGAUUAGCAUUCCUUCGAUUCCACGAGCACCUGAACCAACACCAACACAGCCUCCGCAAGUGGAUUUAUCAGAUCCUGGGGCUUUGCUUGCCGGUUUGAUGUGAUAAUAAUAUAUUUUGGAUCUUCGGAAUUAGUAAAAAAAACAGUCAUUUUAUACAGAGCAUGAGUUGGCCGGCUAAGUAUUAUAGUUUGAUAUUAUUUCUACUUUGAGCCAAUUCAUUUCACUUCAUUCAUCAGGCAUUCAAUAUUCUUGCCCUCUUCUUCUUCGGUUGGUUUGUUUGCGUGUUUGCCAUUGUUUUAUACAUAUAUAGGGUUUUAUGUUAUUAUAUUGUGUUCGGGUUCUGUAUAAUAGGAUUAGGGUGUGGAGAACUUUUUUGUUUGAGAAAAUCUAUUUCUGUAAGUUCAAAUAAGAACAAUUCACACUAUUGCAGGCAUGAAUAGGCUGGGUAUAAUUUGAGUCCAUUGUGUUGUAAUUGUUAAUUAUUUCUUUUAGAAUCUUUAAAAUUAUUAUUC